Phyllostomus hastatus (greater spear-nosed bat) is the source of this 4053-nucleotide messenger RNA. It is a transcript of the gene UNK, whose product is annotated as unk zinc finger. Lineage: Eukaryota; Metazoa; Chordata; Mammalia; Chiroptera; Phyllostomidae. The coding region runs from base 379 to 2814 and encodes 811 amino acids. The transcript has 16 exons. Gene Ontology annotation, molecular function: metal ion binding; mRNA CDS binding. Gene Ontology annotation, biological process: cell morphogenesis involved in neuron differentiation. The record is from RefSeq and is a predicted model, not a curated record.
GUCUUCAGGGCCUCCCUAGCUCUGGGCCCCAUCUACUCCAGGGGAUCCUGUUUCAAGGAAAAGUACCCCUACGAAACUGGAACUGCGCUAAGAAGAAACGCAGCAGGACUACAAUUCCCUAAAGCCGUCGCGGGGCCUCAGCAUCCGGGACACAGUCUGCAAGGAUCUCUGGGUAUCGUGGUCCGAUCCUUUGGCAGCAACCCUCUGCCGACGGUAAAAUUCCGGCCGAAACGGAGACUACAACUCCCAGAAAUCCGUGCUGCCGUGCGGGGGGUCUUCACGUUCUCGUGGCGCGGCGCAGGCGCACUGAGACCUCGGCGCGGACCGCGCAGACUGAAUAAUAAAAGGGGAGCGGCGAAGAGGCAGGAAGACAGGACCAUGUCGAAGGGCCCCGGGCCCGGCGGCUCCGCAGCUUCCUCGGCGCCCCCGGCCGCUACCGCUCAGGUGCUGCAGGCACAGCCUGAGAAACCGCAGCACUACACGUACCUGAAGGAGUUCCGCACGGAGCAGUGCCCGCUCUUCGUGCAGCACAAAUGCACGCAGCAUCGGCCCUACACCUGCUUCCACUGGCACUUCGUGAACCAGCGCCGCCGCCGCUCCAUCCGCCGUCGGGACGGCACGUUCAACUACAGCCCCGACGUCUACUGCACCAAGUACGACGAGGCCACGGGCCUCUGCCCGGAGGGCGACGAGUGCCCGUUCCUGCACAGGACCACAGGGGACACUGAACGCAGGUACCACCUGCGCUACUACAAAACUGGAAUCUGCAUCCACGAGACGGACUCAAAAGGCAACUGCACCAAAAACGGCCUGCACUGCGCUUUCGCCCACGGGCCCCAUGACCUCCGCUCCCCUGUCUACGACAUCAGGGAGCUGCAGGCCAUGGAGGCCUUGCAGAAUGGACAGCCCACGGUGGAAGGCAGCACAGAGGGCCCGUCCGCUGGGGCUGCAAGCCAUGCCAUGAUAGAGAAGAUCCUUGGUGAAGAGCCGAGGUGGCAAGAGACCGCGUAUGUGCUGGGGAACUACAAGACGGAGCCCUGCAAGAAGCCCCCGAGGCUGUGCCGCCAGGGCUACGCCUGCCCCUACUACCACAACAGCAAGGACCGGCGGCGGAGCCCCCGGAAACACAAAUACAGGUCAUCACCGUGUCCAAACGUGAAGCACGGGGAUGAGUGGGGAGACCCCGGCAAGUGUGAGAACGGGGACGCCUGCCAGUACUGCCACACGCGCACGGAGCAGCAGUUCCACCCGGAGAUCUAUAAAUCCACCAAGUGCAACGACAUGCAGCAGUCGGGCAGCUGUCCCCGAGGACCCUUCUGCGCCUUUGCCCACGUAGAACAGCCUCCCCUCGGCGAGGACCUGCAGCCCCCCUCCGCCGUGCCCAGCCCCACCCAGCCGGGCCCCGUCCUGUACAUGCCGUCGGCCGCCGGGGACUCGGUGCCCGUGAGCCCCUCCAGCCCGCACGCCCCCGACCUCAGCGCCCUCCUCUGUAGAAACAGCAGCCUAGGCAGCCCGUCGAACCUCUGCGGCUCCCCGCCGGGCUCCCUGAGGAAGCCCCCGAACCUGGAGGGCAUCGUCUUCCCUGGGGAGUCCGGCCUCGCCCCCGGCAGCUAUAAGAAGGCUCCUGGCUUCGAGAGGGAAGACCAGGUGGGAGCCGAGUUCCUGAAAAAUUUCAAAUGCCAGGCCAAGUUAAAACCCCACUCACUGGAGCCCAGGAGUCAAGAGCAGCCUCUGCUUCAGCCCAAACAGGACAUGCUGGGCCUCCUCCCCCCCGUGGGCAGCCCCCUGACCUCAAGCAUCUCUUCUAGCAUCACCUCCAGCCUGGCAGCUACUCCCCCUAGCCCUGCGGGCACCAGCAGCGUCCCUGGCAUGAACGCAAAUGCUCUGCCCUUCUACCCCACCAGCGACACGGUAGAGUCGGUCAUAGAGUCUGCCCUGGACGACCUGGACCUGAACGAGUUCGGGGUGGCAGCCCUGGAGAAGACUUUCGACAACAGCACAGUUCCCCACCCGGGCAGCAUCACAAUCGGUGGCAGUCUGCUGCAGAGCUCUGCUCCCGUGAACAUCCCCGGCUCCCUGGGCAGCUCGGCCUCCUUCCACUCGGCGUCCCCGUCCCCUCCGGUCAGCCUCUCCUCGCAUUUCCUGCAGCAGCCCCAGGCCCACCUGAGCCAGUCAGAAAACACGUUUUUGGGGACCUCGGCAUCCCAUGGGUCCUUGGGUCUGAAUGGGAUGAACAGCAGCAUCUGGGAACACUUUGCCUCUGGAAGCUUCUCCCCGGGCACUUCCCCUGCCUUCCUGUCGGGGCCAGGGGCUGCCGAGCUGGCCCGGCUUCAGCAAGAGCUGGACGAAGCCAACGGCACCAUCAAGCAGUGGGAGGAGUCCUGGAAGCAGGCCAAGCAGGCUUGUGAUGCCUGGAAGAAGGAGGCAGAGGAGGCCGGGGAGCGGGCCAGCACGGCCGGCGCCGAGUGCGAGCUGGCCCGCGAGCAGCGGGACGCCCUGGAGGUGCAGGUGAAGAAGCUGAAGGAGGAGCUGGAGCGGCUGCACUCGGGGCCCGACCCGCAGGCCCUGCCCGCCUUCUCCGACCUGGAGGCCCUCUCGCUCUCCACCCUCUACUCCCUCCAGAAGCAGCUGCGGGCCCGCCUGGAGCAGGUGGACAAGGCCGUGUUCCACAUGCAGUCGGUGAAAUGCCUUAAGUGUCAGGAGCAGAACCGAGCGGUGCUGCCGUGCCAACACGCCGUGCUGUGCGAGCUGUGCGCCGAGGUCAGCGAGUGCCCCGUCUGCCAGCCGGGCCGGGCCCACGCGCUGCAGUCGUGACCCCGCGGGCCCGGCCCCGGCCUGGCUCAGCUCUUCCCACCUAGGACUUUUUAAAGUAUAUAUAUGUAUGUAUGUAUGUAUGUAUGUACAUGUAUAUGUAUAUGUAUAUGAUUAUGUAUAUGUAUACAUUCUGUGCGUAUGCAGGUGUGCGUGGGCGGCCAGUGUGAACAGUGUCUGUGUGUAUAUCUCGACACAGAUAUAGACACACACUUUAAACAGACUUACCAAGCACUUUUUAAAAGAAGCAACUAUUUUGCAGUCCUCCCUCUGCCCACUCCCUACCUGUCCCACUUCCCCUCUUCUUCCACCAGCCUUUUGGCAGGGGAUCUGUUUCUCUUUUUUAUGUAGGAACUAACUAUUUUUAACUUCUUGGGGCCUGAGCAGGGAAGGAUGGAAGCUGGACGGGCCGAGGGGAGGGGACGAGCCUUCAGGGCAGGCCCUGUUCACCCCACCUCCCCGGGCCAGGGCAGGAGGCGGGGCCUGCGGGCUCCUGGCAGUGAGGCCCGAGGGUGUGCCAGGGCUCCGGGCCCGCCCAGGUCCUAGCUUUACCAGACGUGUAUUCAAUUCGGGGCUGGCCGCAGCCCGCUCCGAGCUCCCACCCCUGGGCCCUUGAAGCCCCUCGGGUUCCUGAGGCCGGGGCUCGGCCUCAGUCCUCUCCCCCAGGUCUCGGGAGCAGCCUCCCUGGCCCCAGGGCCACCCACCAGGCUGGCACUGCCCUAUCUAUCACCCCCGGCAGUCCCUCCUCUUCUGGCACUGCCCCCCGCCCCGUGCCCCCACCCCUCCCUCUGGCAGCUAGCAGGGCAAUCGGUAGGGAGGGUCUGCGGACUGUGAGGACCAGGGGCUCAGGCCCUGCCCCCUCCCCGAGGGGCUCCGUAUGCAUUCCUUGGUGCUCUCCGAGUGCAGCUGGCGUCCCGCCCCGUGCGGCGUGGACGCCCGUGUGCGUGUGUGUGCGUGCCUGUCCGACGUGUAGUGUGUUUUAGCUUCCAUUCUAAAACUCGUUCUGUACAGAGAGAUGCGGCGGGACGGGAGGGCGGAGUGGGUGGGGGAAGCCACCCCACUCCCGGCGCUGGUGUCUGGGGUGGGGGCCAGAGGGCUUCAGAGGGUCUGGCCCCAGCCCCUCCCCCCCUUGGGCUCAGCACGAAAGGGCUUUCAAUGAAUUAAGUGAAAACUUUCUUUUUUUACAAAAAUGCAAAAAUCAACAAAGCUCCAAAACCAUUGGAAAUAAAACAUGAACUUGCA